UUGUAAUAUAAAUCUGAAUGGAUGGAUGUUGAUCAAUUGUCCAUGAACAAUACGAAUAAUAGCAUCAAUAACAGCGACGAAAAAGAUAAUAGCAGCAAGCAGGACAGUCAACAUGUUGUGCGCGGUGAAAAUCAUGAUAAAAGCAUGAGUGUUGGCCCAACAGCUGAUUCAUCCGGACAUGAUGACGAUGAUGAUGAAAGCGAUGGCAGUGAUGAAUCAGGUUCCGAAUUAUCUAGCCAUUCAUCAUCUGGUUCAUCUUCCACAUCAUCAUCAUCAUCUGGAUCAUCCGAUGAUUCUUCCAAUGAUUCGGAUAGUGAUAAAUCAAGUAUAAAACAACAAAAAACAAAUAAUACUACGAUAAAUGCACCUAAAGUUACUGCAAAAAAUGAGUCAGAUGAUAAUGAAACUAUUGAAACGAUAGCGCCACAUACGUUACAAUCACAAUCGGUGAAUUAUGGUUGCAAUAAAGAAGAUAUACAACAGAUUUUGGAAAAUUUUCCCGAUGCUUUACGAAGAUCUUCACGUUCUCGAAAAGAACCAGAUCGAUUUCAAGCAGAAACAUACGGUGAUGAUUCUGAUGAUAGUGAUUCAAAAGCAAAACGAAGACAAAGAAAACGAAAAGACUCUGAUGAAUGGAAAAAUCGUAACCGUGUUGACAAUUAUGAUGACGAUGAUGAAGAUGACGACGAUGAUGAUACAGAUUCUGAAGAUUUCGAUUCUGAUCCAGAACAUCGAUCAUCGAAACGAUCAAGAAAUUUUAGAAAAAAUAGACAACGUCCACAGUCGAAUCGUCGAGCUAGCCAACGUGCCAUGGCAGCGACCAAAAAAUCUUUUUCUGAAUCCGAAAGUGAUGACGACGAUGAUGAAUCCAUCGGCCGUAGCCGUCGAAAUAGUUCUACGGGCAGUAGUAACCGGAAAAAAACAUCCAGACGUACUACAGUAAACCAGGCGAUAAGUUAUAAAGAAGAGUCGGAUUACACAGAUUCUGAUGAUCUGAUAGCAGAUACUAAUACAAAUGAGGAUGGUCAAAAUGGUUCUUCCCAGGUGAUAGAGUUUGAAGAAGAAGAAGGUGAAAUGAUUGAAAAAGUGCUCGAGCAUCGAAUGGGACGUUUGGGAGCCACUGGGCCUAAAACUGCUUCAUAUCAAAUUGAUGAAAAUGGUGAUCCGAAUGCUGGCUGUACUGAUGAUUCUGACGAGCCAAAAGAAAUACAAUUUCUGAUCAAAUGGAAAGGCUGGUCAUACAUUCAUUGUACUUGGGAAUCACGUCAAUCAUUGGAAGAGCAAAAAGCACGUGGUGUGAAAAAAAUCGAGCUUUACCAGAAACGCGAUGAAGAAAUUAGAAUAUGGAAAAAAACGGCAUCACCUGAAGACAUUGAUUAUUAUGAAGGUCAAGAAGAACUCAAUUCUCAACUUCGACAAUUACAUUUGAACGUCGAAAGGGUUAUUGCCCAUCAACCUCCCAAAAUCGGUGUUUCUGAAACCUGUUUUCCAGAAUACUUAUGUAAAUGGGAUGGAUUACCAUAUGGAGAAUGUACCUGGGAAGAUGGAGCCUUAAUAUCUAAAAAGUUUAAGUCAAAAGUUAAUGAAUAUUAUCAGAGAGAAAAAUCGCAAAACAUUCCGGCGAAAUAUUGCCGAGUGUUAAAACAACGACCAAAAUUUGUGCCCAUGAAAACGCAGCCAUCUUUUAUUGGUGGUCCUGAUCAGCUUAAACUUAGAGAUUAUCAACUGGAUGGACUUAAUUGGCUAGCCCAAUCUUGGUGUCGUGAUAAUUCAGUGAUUUUAGCCGAUGAAAUGGGCCUUGGUAAAACAAUUCAAACGAUAUCGUUUCUCAACUAUCUGUAUAAUCAUCAUCAACUUUUUGGUCCAUUCCUUUUGGUUGUUCCUUUAUCAACGCUGGCGGCAUGGCAAAAAGAAUUUGAAAAUUGGGCACCAUCAAUGAAUGUUGUCGUUUAUAUUGGCGAUGCAACCAGCCGCCAUAUGAUCCGUGAAUAUGAAUGGUAUUCGCAAGGCACUACCCAACGGAUAAAAUUCAAUGUUUUGCUGACCACCUAUGAGAUUUUGAUGCGUGAAAAAUCAUUGCUUGCAUUGGUUCCAUGGGCAGUGCUUGGCGUCGAUGAAGCACAUCGUUUAAAGAAUGAUGAAUCUUUUCUUUACAAAUGUUUGUCGACAUUUGAUACGAAUUUUAGACUUUUGAUUACUGGUACGCCUUUGCAGAAUUCACUUCGUGAACUAUGGGCAUUAUUGCAUUUUAUAAUGCCAAAUCGUUUUGACUCUUGGGAAUUUUUUGAAUCCGAACAUAAAGAUGCUUACCAGAAAGGUUUUAGCAAAUUACAUUCACAAUUGCAACAAUAUUUAAUUCGACGAGUUAAAAAAGAUGUCGAAAAAUCAUUGCCUGCCAAAGUGGAACAAAUUCUUCGAGUAGAUAUGACUUCUAUACAGAAACAAUUUUAUAAAUGGAUACUUACGAAAAACUAUAAAGCCUUAAGUAAAGGUGUAAAAGGAUCGGUAUCCAGUUUUACAAAUAUUGUGAUGGAGCUGAAAAAAUGCUGUAACCAUGCAAGCCUUGUACGACCAUUCGAUGAAUAUGCUAAUCUAGAUCCUCUUCAGCAGCUAAUCCGUGGAAGUGGUAAAUUAUUACUUUUGGAUAAAUUACUUUGCCGUUUAAAAGAAACCGGACAUCGAGUUUUAAUUUUUUCACAAAUGGUACGAAUGUUGGAUCUCUUGGGUGAAUAUUUAUCACUUAGACGUUUUGCCUAUCAACGUUUGGAUGGCUCGAUUCGCGGUGAAUUUCGUAAGCAAGCGCUCGAACAUUUCAAUGCUGAAGGUUCGCAAGAUUUUUGUUUUCUUCUAUCGACUCGAGCCGGUGGUCUUGGAAUUAAUUUGGCUACUGCCGAUACUGUGAUAAUUUUUGAUUCUGAUUGGAAUCCACAAAAUGAUCUACAAGCACAAGCCCGUGCACAUCGAAUCGGCCAGAAAAAUCAGGUGAAUAUUUACCGCUUGGUUACAAAAGCCUCUGUCGAAGAAGAUAUAAUCGAACGAGCUAAACGCAAAAUGGUUCUCGAUCAUCUAGUCAUCCAACGAAUGGACACAUCAGGACAUACCUUCAUGUCGUCCUCCAAUAAUCUUACAACUACCCUUCAAGAUACCAACAAUUCUACCAAAACAACGCCGUUUAAUAAAGAAGAGUUGAGCGCCAUUCUUAAAUUUGGUGCCCAAGAAUUAUUCAAAGAAACGGAAACUGAUAAUGAAGAACCUCAAUGUGAUAUUGAUGAAAUUCUAAAACGUGCCGAAACUCGUGAAGACGAUGAUGGCCCACAAACGCUUGGUGAUGAAUUGUUAAAUUCAUUUAAGGUUGCAUCGUUCAAUUUUAAUGAAGAAGAAGAUGUACAGGCAGUUUCAUCAGGCAUUACAUCUGGUGAACAAAAUCAAAAAGAUUGGGAUGAAAUCAUUCCGGAGUCCGAACGUAUUAAAUUCGAAAACGAUGAACGCCAUAAAGAAGAAAUUGAAAUGAUGGUACCACGUUGCCGUAAUAAAUCCAGAAUGGAUCGUGGACACGGAAAUCAAUCGGAUUCGUGUGAUGAAUAUGAUCCAAACGCUAAAAAUGAAUCUGGCUCUGAUGAAUCGGAUGGUGAUCGACCAAGACGACGUGGCCGACCAAAGUCAUCAUACAAAGAAUUGAUUAAAGGAUUUAGCGAACAAGAAGUUCGACGAUUCAUUAAAAGCUAUCGUAAAUUUCCGACUCCUAUGAAUCGACUAGAAUCGAUUGCGAUUGAUGCUGAAUUGCAGGAAAAACCACUUCCAGAUUUACAGCAAUUAGCCAUGCAACUUGAAGAAAGUUGUAGAAUAGCGAUCAAAGAAUCAGAAACAAAAAACCAAUCGCAUGAAUCUGGGACAGCUAAGAAAAAUAAUCGAGGGCCUAGCUUCAAAUUGGGUGGUGUAACUGUUUUUGCCAGAGGCAUUUUAUCCACACAGAAAGAUCUGGAACCUUUGUCCAUAAUGUUACCAACGAAUCCGGAAGAAAGAAAAAAAUGGGUGUUGACUGGAAUCAAAAUCAAAUCUGCAAGUUGGGAUUGUCCAUGGACAAUUGAAGAUGAUUCACGAUUAUUAGCUGGUGUGUAUGAAUAUGGUUUAGGCAGUUGGGAAGCUAUCAAAAUGGAUCCUAGUUAUAAAUUAGCCGAUAAGAUGUUGCCUGACGGUGACCGGAAACCACAGCCUAAACAGCUACAAUCUCGUGUUGAAUUUUUGUUGAAAAUAAUGCAUCGUCAUCUUGCACCACAACAAAAAACCAGUGUAGAAUCAUCACAAAUAAAUCAUGUUAUUACUACAAAGAAUAAAAACAACAAAACUAAAAACAAAGAAAGCAUUAAAUUGGCUUCUCCUUCAUCUCCAUCAUCAUUAUCAACGAAAAAAAAUUCGUCUGGAAAGAAUAAAAAUAAAUCAGCGGUUAAUGGUACGCCGGAAAAUAAAAAACAUAAAGAAAAGAAAAAACGCAAAGAUAAAAAACGUAAAAAAGAAAAAAAAUCUUCAUCAUCGAUCACAAAUCAAACAUCGAAAAAACAACAUUUAUCCGAUUCUGCAGCCGACAGUACGACAACAAAUUGUUCAAACUACUCUAUUCGUUCAGUUGACGAGCUCAAUGAUGAAAUAUUUAGCGAAUGUAAGGAAAAAAUGCGUGCAAUGAAAAAAACUUUGAAAGCAUUAAACAAAGUAGAAGAACUAUCCAACUCGGAACAUCGUGAACGUUUUUAUGAAUAUGUUUCAUUGAUUGGUGCCCAUAUUGACAAAUGUCUACUUGAUUAUAAUCAAGAUUCGACCAAAAUGCGUGAAUGGCGUAAUAACUUAUGGACAUUUGUUUCGAAAUUUACCGAUUUGCCAGCUAAAAAAUUGUAUAAACAUUAUAGGAAAUUGAAACAAACCAAACAAGUGUCAUCUUCGAGCCAUCAUCAUGAUCGUCAUCAUCAUUAUCCGUCAUCAAAAUCAUCGAGCUCGAUGGAAAAAGGACUAUCAAUGAAUCAAGCUGGAUCAUCGGCAACGAAUCGCAUGAAUGAACAUUAUCAUCAUUCAAAUGAUAGAUAUGAUAAUCGUAUGUCGAUGAAUCGAGGAGGUGGGGAUUAUCGUAAUUCUUCGAAUCAUCAAUAUCCUCGACAACCUCCAUCUCUAACGCCAGGACAAUCAUCCGGCUUGAAACGAGAUUAUCAUGGUUCCAAUGUUAGCAGCGGACCUAUUGCUGGAAUCGGCGGUGGUCCCCCUGUCAAGUUUAGUAAACAUUCAUAUCAUGAUCGUCGUAGUGAUUAUGAUCGAAGUAGUGGUGGCCAUCAUGGCGGUUCCUCAUGGUCAUCAAAACAUGAUGGAUAUAGAAACAAUAGCAGCGGAACAGGUGUUUAUAAUGAUUCCAAUCGAUAUUAUCAUCAUUCAUCAUCGCCUAAUAAAAAUAAUACGCCAUAUAAUAAUCGGUCUAAUGAUCAUCAACAAAGGCCAUAUGAUCAACGCUCACAACGUCCACCUAAUAUGGCACCUAUGGGAUAUAAUCGUCAUUUACCACCACCACCACCAUUACCACUUGUGGGAACAACUACUAAUUUAUAUCCAUCUAAUGGUGGAGCAUCUUCUAAUCCUCAUAUGCAUCAUCAUCAAUCUUGGAAUUCUGGUGGAUCCACACCGGCCUUAUUGCCAACACCGCAACCUAUUCAGCCGGCAAUUAUAUCAUCGCCAAAUAGCGUCCCACGAUAAUUUUUUUUUAUAAUGCAACAGACGCAACAAUAGUCUUCUUUUAAAAAAAAAUUUUGUUGCUAUCUUAAAUUUUUCAUAAAAAAAUCGAUACGAUGCAUAUUGUGUAAAACUCAUUAAAAUUUUUGUUAAUUUUUAUUCAUUUAUAC
Molecule: messenger RNA, 5876 nt
Organism: Dermatophagoides pteronyssinus (European house dust mite)
Lineage: Eukaryota; Metazoa; Arthropoda; Arachnida; Sarcoptiformes; Pyroglyphidae
Gene: Chd1
Product: chromodomain-helicase-DNA-binding protein 1
Biological process (GO): nucleosome organization
Cellular component (GO): chromatin; nucleus
Molecular function (GO): ATP hydrolysis activity; ATP binding; ATP-dependent chromatin remodeler activity
Source: RefSeq, a predicted model, not a curated record